This is a messenger RNA of Didymodactylos carnosus, 1764 nucleotides long. NCBI's taxonomy places the organism in Eukaryota, Metazoa, Rotifera, Eurotatoria, Philodinida, Philodinidae. The record is from the annotation of a GenBank genome assembly.
AUGGAUCGGAAUGCCGGUAAUUAUGUUGGUUUGACCGAUGGAAAUCAUCAUCACCAACAUCAAACUAAUUCAUUUGAUUUCGGAAAUUCACCCUCACCAUUUGACUUCGAACAACACUAUGCCAAUACGAAUGAAAGUAAUAGUAGUUCAAAUAAUAAUUCAACAAAUAAUAACAAUUGUGGUACCAACAGACUUCGCACAUCAAGACAUUCGUCGAAAGAAAAUAGUGAUGAAGGUCAUGGUGGUAUAAAUCAGUUAGGAGGAUUAUUUGUUAAUGGAAGACCAUUACCCGAUAUUGUUCGACAACAAAUUGUCAAUUUAGCACAACAAGGAAUCAGACCAUGUGACAUAUCGAGACAAUUAAAGGUUUCACAUGGUUGUGUUAGCAAGAUACUUGGCAGAUUUCAACAAACCGGUUCAAUUCGUCCUGGUGUCAUUGGUGGUUCAAAACCAAAAGUAGCCACACCAAAAGUAAUUGAUGCUAUUACUCAAUAUAAAAAGAAUCAGCCAACCAUGUUUGCAUGGGAAAUUAAAGAUAAACUUGUAACAGAAAGAAUAUGCGAUUUAAAAACUGUUCCGAGUGUUAGUUCAAUAAAUAGGAUUGUAAGAACAAAAGCGGAUAAACAUAAAGAUGGUGGUCUACAAACAUUACAGCAACAAUCACAUCAUCAUAAUACAAAUAGCAACAGUAAUCAUGCAAGUUAUUUAUCGAAUACAUCGUCGAAUAGUUCAACGAAUAGUUGUCAUCAAGAAGAACAUCAACAACAGCAAACAACGGUAUCACAAAUGGUGACACUCAAUCAACAUUCACAUCAUUUACAACAAAUUCAAGGACAACCAACUCAAAUGACACUUGACAUUAGUGGUAGUGCGUGGGCAACACUUGAGAAUACAUAUCAAAAAGAUGCUAAUGAUAAUAUUUUAAUAGCAAUAUCACAGGAUAAAGUUGAAAUUCUUGAACAUUUUUUUCAUGAAAAUCCAUUUGCCGAGUAUACACAAAUGGAUGAAAUACAACAGCGUACACAACUAGACGAACAAAUCAUAAAGCAUUAUUUUGACAGUGCUCGAUUGCAAUGGCAAAAUGGUUCAUCUAUUCAUUCAUAUUAUCAUCAAUCUCCCGAAUCACCGUACAUGAAUUCGGUAUCAACAAAUCAAAAUGUUCAUUCUCAUCAAUGUUUAAUUGAUCGACUUGGAGUUGGAAUUGUACCACCAAUGAGUCCAAGUUCACAAAUAACAUUUCAACAAUUAUCUAUUUUACAACCAGCUAGUCCAAAUCAUUCAAAUAUUACAGAAGUGGAUGAAACCAAUACGGAUGGUGAAAAUGUCAUUGUUCAACAACAGCAACAGCAACAACAACAAUCGAAUAAUUCACAGAAUUCAGUACCAUCAACUAUAACAGUAUCAGCAGCCGAUUUUCAAACAUUUUUUAAUCCAACUGUUGCCAGUUAUGAAACGUUAACACAAUCUACAAAUGGUGUUACCUAUGCGGAUUUAACACCGGUGAUCACUUGUACACCGUUACCAUCAUUUGAAACAUUAAAUAGAUCUGAAUGUUAUUAUUACAGUCAACCAGCACCAGAUGUAUGGCGUUUUCCUAAUGGAAGUGAUGAAGUUCCAUCUCAACCGUAUCCAUAUGAGUCUCCAUUUGGACCAUACAAUGACUAUCAAGGAUUUGGUCGUUUUCCACCUGGAGGUUAUCCAGGAAGUCCAGGAUUUUAUGGAGGAAGAGGUGGCCGAUAUGGUGGAAGAGGACAUUGUCAUUAA